AAGGAAAUCCCGUUAAGGCCUCAGCAAAUGGGGCGCGGUUUUAAACGGUGAAUGAAACCCCCAAAAACCGGUAUUGCAUAUCCGAUGGAAAGCCCAUUCGGAUUAGCAUAUUGCUUCCUAUUAUAGUCAGUUGUGCUUCGGAGAGUUCAGCUGGGAAUUGCUACAAACCGGCAUCAAUGUGCUCACUGUACCGCAACAUCCUUCAAAUAUAUAGACUCCAAGGCCUGUCGAUCCCUCUCAGUGAGAUGGGAUUACUGAUCCGAAGGACAGGGAGCACCAGGUUUCCAACAGCCGAACACAGCUCGAACGAACACUUGGCAAAGUAAUUGAUAAUAGCUGGAGAAAAAGAGACCGGAUUUAAUCGAGUCUUGCUGUAAUCUAACGUUUAAGAAGAGAAUGACUCAUUGGUUCCAUCGAAACCCUUUAAAGGGUACAGCUCCUGUUUCAUUCAAUUACUAUGGAGUAGCCACAACUCCAGCUGCGACAAAAAUCUGCAAUGAUUUAAGGUUAUCAAGAGCACGGCUUCUGGAACUUUUUACUGAUUUAAGUUGUAAUCCAGAUAUGAUGAAAAAUGCAACUGAUUCCUAUUUUUCACUCUUGAAAGGUUUUAUAGAUGCACUGGAUAACUCUUCACAGGAUAGUAAACUGAGAUACAUUCAGAAUUUUAAAUGGACCGACACGUUGCAAGGACAAAUACCAAGUGCCCAGCAAGAUGCUGUGUUUGAAUUAAUUUCUAUGGGAUUUAAUGUGGCCUUGUGGUACACUAAAUAUGCAUCAAGAUUAGCUGGGAAAGAAGACAUAACAGAAGAUGAAGCAAAAGAUGUCCACCGCAGUAUGAAAAUAGCAGCUGGGAUUUUCAAACAUUUAAAGGAAAGCUAUAUUCCUAAAUUGAUCACUCCUGUAGAAAAAGGAAGGGAUUUUGAAGCUCGACUAAUAGAUUCCUAUAUUAUCCAAUGUCAAGCUGAAGCACAAGAAGUGACAAUUGCCAGAGCUAUUGAGCUGAAACACAAUCCUGGUCUAAUAGCAGCCUUGGCCUAUGAAACAGCCAAUUUCUAUCAAAAAGCAGAUCAAAUGUUAUCUAGUCUGGAUCCAGCAUAUACAAUGAAGUGGAGAAAAUACCUUCAGUUGAAGUCAUGCUUCUAUAUGGCUUACGCCUAUUGCUACCAUGGUCAGACUCUCUUGGCCAGCGAUAAAUGUGGAGAAUCUAUUAGGUCUCUACAAGAAGCAGAAAAAUUUUAUGCCAAGGCAGAAAAGCUAUGCAAAGAAUAUGGUGAAACCAAAGGGCCAGGGACUACAGCGAAACCAUCUGGACAUCUCUUCUUUAUAAAAUUAGGAACUGUAGUGAAAAAUGCCUUAGAAAAAUCUCAGCGAGAAAAUGGAUUCAUUUACUUCCAGAAGAUUCCUCCAGAGGUUCCCCAACUUGAGCUGAAAGCAAACUAUGGUCUAGUUGAGCCAAUUGCUUUUGAAUUUCCAGCUGUGCAUGCUCAGUGGUCCCCAGAAUCCCUUGCUGCAUUUGAUCUCACCAAAAGGCCAAAGGAGGACAGUGCUAAACCAAAGCCAGAGGAAGAAGUGAAACCUCUAAAAGAACCAGAUAUAAAGCCUCAAAAAGACACCGGAUGCCAGAUCUCAUAAGAUCCUCAGUUGCAAAGAACUACUCCUUGUGACUUCUGUUCUGUAAACUUUAGGGUUAUUGUUGCCUAUCCUGUGUGCUAGUUCUUCUGGCUGCCUUUACUGUAACAAAUACAUUCCUUUUCAACUUUGUAUGUGUGUAUGUGCGUGCGCGCACACACACACGUAUGCGCAUACACACAUGCAUACAUACGUACACACAUCUUUUCAUUGGCUGGGUUGAAUGGCUUUCUUUCAGAAAAAGAAAUUGAAGAGAUUAAAGCUAGAUUGAAAAAAGUUUGGGACCAUAGUGGAAAUUAACAUUUAGAUGAGUAGGCAUUAGAUUCUGGAACAAAUAAAGGUGAAUGCAAGGGAUGAGGUUGAGGCUCUGCGUGGGUUUUUUUAAGGUUUGCACAACAAUGAAGCAAACAAGACAAUAAUGUAUUACUUUGUUUUAAAGACAAAUUAUUCAUGCCUCGAAUUAUUUAGAAUAAACCACAUUACAAGCAAGAGAAAAAUACAUUUGAGCACAGGAAAUUUCUAGACAGUAUAAAUUAAGUCCCUGUAGGAAGGAAUAUAGAUUGCUGCCAUUUUUGCACUUCAAAUUUUACAAAGGAAAUCAUAGCAAAAGUGAUUUCAGGUCUAAUAGUUGAUUUUAUGUGGUCACUCUCUGGGGAGUUACUUUUAAGUACUGCUCUGUCAAACCAGUAAGCAUAUUUUCCUAAAUAAAGGAGGCUUUCCAUAAUAAAUUCUAUUGAUUAAACAUUUAGAUCUAUGACACAAGGUAAUAACUGAAUAUGUGAAAAAAGCCCUGAGUAAAAAGUAUUAAAGCAUGCUAAAAAUAGAGAAAUUGGUGCACAAGGGUGAGUUUUAUUGAUGUAAUUGAAAAGUUAGUUACCAGAAGAUUCAAAAAGAUGAUACCAAGAACAAGUCUCAUUUGGGAAUAAAAACUGAAAUUUUAUCUCUGCUUAUGUCACUUGGUUUCCACCUCUGUUCACGUGUGAGAGAUUUGUCCUGUAAGACUUCAGUAAUAUUGUUUCAUAGUAUACAGAACUACAAACAAGGCUGUUUUGAAUAUUUUUGUGCAGUUACAUUACUAUAUAUCUUCCUUCUAUAUAUACUAACUUGCAAUAUGCAGAUUGUUGGCAACAGUUGUGUAUUUGCUGCCAGCAGAAAACAUUGCUGUUUUUCAGUCUCUGACAUUUAAAAAAAUCAAUAAUAGGUAAGUUAUAGCUAACAUGUUUAAGGACUUUUCACAUGGAAUUUGAUUUCAUAAAUUUUUAAUUUCAAAGUGGAGAAUUCCAGUUAAUGUGUACUUGGUAUAAUUGACAUCAAAUCUGGUAAUUUAUAUAUUGGAUUUGUUUACGUUUAUGGUAACUUCUAUAAACUUCUCUGACUUGUUUUUUUUUUUUUGGACCUAUAUUUGAAGACAGUGGACAUAUUUAAUGUAGUUUAGGGAUAUCACCUAGCACCUAUGGGAAUCCUUCUAAUACCAAAAUGUUUAGGCAUUUAUUUUGCCCCAUUUGUGUUUAUUCAUUAAAUUGAUGUGUUUGUCCUAUUGCAAUCCUAUGUUUUGACUGUCACCAAAAAUCAAGUCAAUAUUUUCCUGCUUACUUGAAAUAAACAAGAUAAAUCAGUCACAAGAAAAUAUUUGAAUUAUGAACAUAAAUAUGUUCUGUAUAUAUUUUACUAGAUAUGUAAAGAUCUUGAGGAUAUCCAAGCACUUCUCAAUAGUGAUAAAAUGGAUCUGAGCUACACAAUGUAUAGUACGGAAUUGUAGUCUUGAUAAACCUAAUUAGUAAUACAUUGUAUGAUGCAUUUCAUUUACAGUUAUUGUACUUUUUGAGAGUUUUUAUUUAUUCAGUUCCACAUAUUUGCGCAGCCAUGUUUUGUUUCUUUAACAGUUGGAUAAAAGGUUACAAUAUUAUCAGUUUCACUAUAAAUACCUUUAAAAAAAGGUUUGCAACAAUUAAAAAAGUAUUACAAAAUAUAAAUGAUCUAAUCUGCAGACAUCAGAUUUUUUUUAAUGUAUUUAUUUUUUGAGGGAAGGAUUCAGAAAGUCAUCUUGCUGUGGUAAAAACAUUUUGUUGCAUCACUGUUAAGGUUUCCCAGGAAAUUAUUGGUUAACAAUAUGGUAAAUAACAGAUACUGUCAGAAUUGCUAAAUUUUAAAAAGCGUGGACCUAAUCAAUAAUUAGGAUGGAAACAGGGAAGCUUACAAAAAAUUGGAAGUUGAAGUAUGUUUAUUUUUAAAAGGCUUCCUAACACAUCUACAAUUAGAAUGUAAUAUUUGUGACAAUUCAACUAUUUUAAAUUAUUUUCGUUGCGUGUGCAUGCAUACACACAUGGGCACACAAAUCCAGACAUAUCUUCCCACACACAAUUCUGUCUUUUUCUGAAAACUCCCCAGUUAUAUUAUGUUUAGAAUAUGAAUAAAUUAAUUUUAAUGCUUGGCCAUUGCAGUAUGCAGACAAAUGCAUCUUCACAUGCUAUUUGAUUGUUGUUGCAUUUUGUCCUGAUCCUGGCCUUUAGGCUUUAAUUAUAUCAAUAAAUAUAAAUUAAAGUACUCCUUGUUUGAUUUUUCAAAAUAAAAUAUUUACCAUUA
Messenger RNA from Crotalus tigris (Tiger rattlesnake), 4212 nucleotides. It is a transcript of the gene BROX, whose product is annotated as BRO1 domain and CAAX motif containing. The coding region runs from base 397 to 1632 and encodes 411 amino acids. NCBI's taxonomy places the organism in Eukaryota, Metazoa, Chordata, Lepidosauria, Squamata, Viperidae. The transcript is spliced from 13 exons. The record is from RefSeq and is a predicted model, not a curated record.